This is a messenger RNA of Astrephomene gubernaculifera, 1046 nucleotides long. NCBI's taxonomy places the organism in Eukaryota, Viridiplantae, Chlorophyta, Chlorophyceae, Chlamydomonadales, Astrephomenaceae. The record is from the annotation of a GenBank genome assembly.
GGGCAGGCGGCGGCGGAGGAGGAGUGGGAAGUGAGGCGUUGUCACCGCGGCCGGCUGCGGAGGCGGGCGACCUGCUAGACACGCCCCUCAGUGCCUACCUGGUGCGGCAGGAGGUGUUCGGGGCCAAGCCGCCGGGAGUGUACCGGCCCCAGGACCUGGACUACCUGCUCAUCGGCGCCAUCAUCGAGAACCUCGCGGGAGGGCCGUACGACACCUACGUACGGGAAACCCUGUUGGAUCCGCUGGGUGUACGGCUGCCGCCGCAACCGCAGCUGCUGGUGUCCGGGGCCGUCGCCGGCGGCUUCGUUGACCCACGGGUCACUCCUGGCGGCUCGGCGGGGCUGCUAGAUCCGCAGGCCACUGGGUCGGAUGUGUGGGUGCAUGUACGGCAGUCGCGGUUACGGAGGGCGCAGGCGGCGGCGGCGAGGGAGGCGGAGGCGGAGGGCGGGCGGAGAGGCGGGGAUGAGGACCUUCUCAUCGGCGCGAGUCCUGGGAGCGAUAAAAGGGUGCUCUACCGCUACCCGCCCGCCCCGCUGAGCCCGGUGGGGGGGCUGGUGCUCACCGCUGCAGAUGCGGGUCGCCUGCUGGCCUUGCUGGUGCAGAGCCCGGCAGCAGCGGGGGGCGGCGGUGGCGGAGGGGAGGAGGAGGGGGCGCAGGGGCAGGGGCAGGGCGGAGGCGGGGGCAGGUCCAUACUGUCUGCUGUGUCCGAGAUACGGCUCUCAGAUUUCAUAAAGGACGUGGGAGUUGCCUACGGCGGCCUGGUCUCACUGGGUCUGGGCCGCUGCGGAGACGCCGUGGUGGCCAUCGAGAGCCCCCCGCCUCCCCCGAGCACACGGGAGGUGGCACUGGGAGGAGCAGCAGCGGCGCAGCAGCGGAGGGAGACGGGGGGCGAUGGAGGAGGUGGAGGUGGAGGUGGUGGCGGUACGGAAGGGUGGGAGUGCUCCGUUCGAACUCCCUCGCUGCUGCUGCUGGCGCCGGAGAGCGGGUUGGCGCUGCUGGUGGGGUGCAACGUGGCGGGGCCGGAGGGGACAGCGUUCUGCCGGAAG